GUAUACGAAAGUACCAGGCUAUCCUAUUGCAUUUAUCGUCUGCGCGCGAAGCAGAAAGGGAAAGUGACAAAUAUUGAACAAAAAAGUUGUUGAGUUUGUGCUGUUUUCUUCAAAGGAGAGUCUUGUUUUCAGGGAAUUUUAGCGGCAUAUUAUUUCUGCGAUAUAUUUUUAUCUCACGAGCUGAGAACUUUUUGAUAGUGCGCCCUGUUUUAUGUGAAUACCUCAAUUCAAGUUUGGUGCGAGUGUUGAGGAUUUUUUUCACGGAGGCAUCGAUCAUCACGACCAUGGCAGCGGCCGACUGCUCGACGCUUACUGCCCCGUCCGUGUCCACGGAGCAACCGGUUGUUGAGAUGGAGACGGAUAUUGCGAAGGUUGUGGUUGAAGAAACUACGAUCAUUGAAGAAGAUGAAGACGAAGAAGAUAAGCCCCGCAUCACGCGGCCGAGGGGCAGCUCCCGUGUCCACUUCCCCGAGGACGUCCACGACCCGGAGAUCCACGUCUCGCGAGAGAACAACGCCAGCAUCGACGUCAACGUGGGCUUCCUGCAGUGCAGCCAUCGCUACCAGGUCUGCUUCACCGUGGGCGACUCCAUCAAGGGGGAGGUGGACAUUCCCCUGGUGGACAAGAGCACCGGGGUGCUGUCCGCCGAAGCCUUCCCAACGCAGAACGGUGAUGGCCACGAUGUCACUAUCCAACUCCUUAACCACAAAGACGGCGUCGUAUCAGAAGAUAUUGAGCUCGUCAGCCGAACCGAACCUAGCAAAACUGUCAAAGUUGUACUCCAUUGUCGAUUCAUAAACCCAGGCAAGGACCAGGGCACUCCACAAGUCAAGGAAGGAGUGCAAACGUUGUGUCUAGAGCCAGACCCAUCUGCAGAGGAGUCGGAAGGCAGUGAUUGGACGCCGUUCGAAUGAUGUCAUCGCCGACCCCCACCAUUUGACCUCUGCUGCCUCUUUCAAGAACUUUUUUUACCGUUAGUAGAAGAAAAAAAGAGUCGGCGGGCAUCUUUUCAGUUGCUAGCAUGUCUGUAUUCUAUAAUGUGGAGACUGGCAGAUGUGGAAUUUGGAAUUACAGAUUUGAUAGAUUGGAAAUUAUUUUGUGGGAAAUUAGUUCUGUUAAAGGUUCAAUUCGACUACUGUACAUGUAGGUGUCUAAUUUGGUAUUGAAUGAGCUACAUGUGUACGUACGUGGAGGCUCUUCAGUGAAAUAGUGGCUACGGAUUAUUACUUUUUUCUUUUUAAUAUAAUUUUUAUUGUUAAACGCUCAAAAUGGCCACAUUUACUUUAGUUGGCAUCAAAAAGUAAGAAAAUAUCAAAUCACAUUUUCCCAUUAUUUAUGUUUGCCUCUAAUAAAGACAGAAACAAGCCAGUUGUCUUGAAUUUUUUUGGGGGGGGGAGGGGGGACCGGACAAUUUAGUCUGAGUAUCAAACAUUCAUGUGUGCAGAGUGACCACGCGCGCCAGCCAAUCGAAGUCGACUUUAGAAAUUGUGACGUCGUUUUGAUCAGAAAUGCGGACUAAGCUGUUGAUUGGUUAAUUUGGCUACCAUGUUUUUGUAAUACAACAGUGGUUUUGCAUCAUUAAUCCCCUAAUCUGCUUGCAAUUAGUCAUAGACCCUUGCUGUGCAAGGGGAUAUUCAACAGACUAUACACAAAAUUAAGCCUUUGUGUAAACUUAACAAUCAUUCAUAUAUUUUGAAAAUUUGGCACAAUUUUGUAUUCAACAGGGGAAACUUCCCAAGUGGGAUUUUUCCGGGAAGACAUUUUUCUCCUCUUUGUGAAGAUGUUCGAAAGCAUAUUGAUUGCACCUCGUAGGGAUAUAAAAAAAUAUAAAUAUAUAUAAAGAUAGGUAUUUUUUUCACCACUUAUGAAAACAUUAACCCUUGCGUCCAAUUUGAUUCAUCAAAAUUGAGUGUUACAGCUUGUGAAAGCUUUUUCCCACUCGUUUCUUUUUCCCUGAGUCGCGAGUGCCGCAAAGUGUUUGUGCAGUUAGGGUAACUUGAGACGUCUUGACUAUUGACGGAGAGACGAAACAGAUGAAAUGGAAGAUUUAGCUUUGAAUAGACGAUGAGUGGGUAGUAAGACAUUUUAGAAAAUCACGAGAAAUGUUAUACUUUUAAUGCAUGUUUUAUGUUUUGUCCUGUAUCACACUGAACUUUUAUACGAAUAAACCCUAUAACCCCCAUCGGGUAUUCUUAAGAUACCCUGCUAAAUGCAACAAUAUCCAACUCAAAUGAGAACCCUGCUAAAUGCAACAAACUGCAACAGUGGAUUCUGUUGCAUUGUGCAGUGAACACAGUGCACACCAACUUUGGCACCAAGAAGUUACAUGUACCCUGUUAAAUGCAACAAUAUCCAACUCAACUCAAAUGAGAACCCUGCUAAAUGCAACAAAUUAAUUGCAACAGUGGAUUAUGUUGCAUUGUGCAGUGAACCUAGUGCACACCAGCCUUGGCACCAAGC
Patiria miniata (bat star) is the source of this 2460-nucleotide messenger RNA. Its product is annotated as UPF0687 protein C20orf27 homolog. The coding region runs from base 285 to 914 and encodes 209 amino acids. Lineage: Eukaryota; Metazoa; Echinodermata; Asteroidea; Valvatida; Asterinidae. The transcript has 5 exons. The record is from RefSeq and is a predicted model, not a curated record.